GCCCCGCGCGAAACCCCGGGAGCGGCGGGGACUAAAGAGGCCGAGCGGGAAGCCGUUUCUGAGCGGAUCUCUCUUCCUGAUGCAAGAACUAUGACCUCCACCUUUUGGCAACGCGGAAUCGUUUCUGCAUUUUCCACCCCAUGGCAACAGAUUCUUAACUCCUGUCGGUCAGCAGAGUAUGCCUGUGCCUUCCAAAGAGUUCCUAGGCCAGUUGUGCCAUGGAGCUACCAGCAGAUUCGUCAAAAAAGCCGGGGCAAUGAGUACCAGCCAUCAAAUAUCAAGCGAAAGCACAAACAUGGAUGGAUUAAACGCAUCCGCACAGCCAGCGGGAUUGAAGUGAUUCUCCGCCGGAUGCUGAAAGGCAGAAAAUCUCUGACCCAUUAAAAUUUUCUCUGGUGAGACCCUUUCAAACAAAGUUGGAAGCUUGAUGUAUAUGUUGCUAUAAUAUAUACAGUUCCAUGUGGCAUCCUUUGCACACAGGGGUAAUUAUAGUGAUUCCUGUUUUCAUUGUGAAUCUAAAAUUGUUUCAUCAAGAAUAAAUAAACCUAUUUCAAAUGUCAAAA
Messenger RNA from Python bivittatus (Burmese python), 563 nucleotides. RefSeq names its product mitochondrial ribosomal protein L34 (gene MRPL34). Gene Ontology annotation, molecular function: structural constituent of ribosome. Gene Ontology annotation, cellular component: mitochondrial large ribosomal subunit; ribosome. Lineage: Eukaryota; Metazoa; Chordata; Lepidosauria; Squamata; Pythonidae. The record is from RefSeq and is a predicted model, not a curated record. Gene Ontology annotation, biological process: translation.